AUUACGCUGGUGCUGCUGCGGAUUAAUCGGGCAGCCACCUGCGUCAAGUGGUCGCCGGCGGAAAACAAGUUUGCUGUGGGAUCUGGAGCCCGUCUCAUCUCGGUGUGCUACUUCGAGUCGGAGAACGACUGGUGGGUGUCGAAGCAUAUCAAGAAGCCUAUCCGCUCGACGGUCACCUCGUUGGACUGGCACCCGAACAACGUGCUCCUGCUGGCCGGCUCUACCGACUACAAGGUUCGCGUCUUCUCGGCGUUCAUUAAGGACAUUGAAGAACCGCCAUCUCCGACGCCUUGGGGCAACCGCAAGCCUCUUGGCCAGCUGAUGGCCGAGUUCCGCAACUCGCUGACGUCGGGCGGCGGCUGGAUCAACAGCGUGAGCUUCUCCAGCGACGGCAACAAGGUCUGCUGGGUGGGGCACGACAGUUGCGUCAGCAUCGCGGAUGCCACCAACGGGAACACGGUGAUCCGCUGCCGGAUCGGCUACCUGCCCUUCCUCUCCUGCGAGUGGGUCUCACCAACCUCCGUCGUGGUAGCCGGCUACAGUUGUGUACCUCUGCUAUACAGCUUGACCGCGGAUGGGAAGCUGGUGCUCAGCGGAAAGCUGGACAAGUCGCAGAAGCGCGAGUCCAGCGGCAUCACUGCCAUGCGCAUCUUUCAGUCAAUGGACCGCAACAUGCGCACGGAGAAUACGGACACGGUGGUGGACUCAAUUCACCAGAACGCCAUCACCAGCGUCCGCUUGUAUGCCGGGGACAAGGACAGUGCCACCAAGGUGUCCACCUCGGGCGUCGACGGCCAGCUGGUCAUCUGGAACGUCGAGCAGGGCGGCAUAAACGGCGGCAUGCGCAACCUACAGAUCUAGUUCAGAUCAAGACGGUCCAAAUUUACAUGUUAUUGUCGUCUGUUAGCGAGUGUGUUGGCGUUGGCCUGGCCAAGUGCGCAGUAUUUUGCCAAAAUGUUUUCCAAAAGCGCUUCUCCCAUUGUUUUGUACCGUGCGAAAGCCUUUUUACAUAAAUUAACUGAAGAGACUCGUUCUUUUCUCGCUACUUCUUCCACUUACAAGGGUUCUGAAAAGUCUGUGUAUGUGUUUUAAAGUGUUUCAACUCUAUAGCAAACUGAAUAAAAUGUUUUUUAUUCGCCAAAAAAAAAAA
This is a messenger RNA of Drosophila kikkawai, 1150 nucleotides long. RefSeq names its product actin-related protein 2/3 complex subunit 1A-B-like. Gene Ontology annotation, cellular component: Arp2/3 protein complex; actin cytoskeleton. Gene Ontology annotation, biological process: Arp2/3 complex-mediated actin nucleation. NCBI's taxonomy places the organism in Eukaryota, Metazoa, Arthropoda, Insecta, Diptera, Drosophilidae. The record is from RefSeq and is a predicted model, not a curated record. Gene Ontology annotation, molecular function: actin filament binding.